UCUUACAUCCGCCGCGGCGUUCGUUUCGGUUUUUGUUUGGUUACGUGACGCGUAUCGGUUUCUGUUGGACGUUUUGUGUGAUCCUGGUGCCGGUUCCCUAGCGACCUCCCCCCAAGUUGAUUGCCUGCCCUGAGGUGUGAUUAAUCGCAGAAGCGGCGAAUUAUUCGCGUGGGAUCAGCAAAAUAAAUUUGUGUUGUGCUCCAGUUUGUGCCAACUCGGGAAGUUUUAUAGCCUUCCGUGCCGUGGUUUUAGUGCUUGAUCGAUCGCCGGAGGUAGUUGAUUGAAUUCUGUGGCACCCUGCCAAAAGUAAGUUCGGAUUGAACUUCAAUGCCAUACAUUCUGAUACGGGGCAAUCUAGCUUCCUACAGCCACAAGUACCCGUUUCGAGUGCUGGUCUCGGGAUUGAAAACGGCCGAUCUCGAACAGCUGAAUCGAUUCCCCUCCGGUGGAUACAGUGAUGAGUCUACGAUCGUCUAUCUGCAGCAUCCGUGUGUGAUAUUGACUGCACUAGAGGUACUGGGAUACCGCGUGGUCGCAUCGUCAUCGACUGCGGUCAAACAGGACUACAACGAGUAUAUGUGGACUAUGCGAAAGGAGUUUCACGAUCCGGAGCCAUUCGUCAGUGAAACUUCGUCCGCCAUCGUCGAACGGGAGAACCUGGCCAACAUCGGCCGCGAGGUGAAUAACUACCCACCCAGCAAUAAGAUUGACGUUCCGGAAUAAACCCCGGAGGUGGAGGUUAAGUUCCAGCGGAACAGAUUUUAGUUUGGUGUGAACCCUCCUCAAUAACGAAUUACGUGUGUAUCUGUUUGUACGCCUGCGCGUAUUUUUACUU
Messenger RNA from Aedes aegypti (yellow fever mosquito), 835 nucleotides. RefSeq lists its product as uncharacterized. The coding region runs from base 328 to 723 and encodes 131 amino acids. The record is from RefSeq and is a predicted model, not a curated record. The transcript is spliced from 4 exons. Lineage: Eukaryota; Metazoa; Arthropoda; Insecta; Diptera; Culicidae. Gene Ontology annotation, biological process: negative regulation of biosynthetic process.